AUGAAGCUGAACGAGCGGAGCGUGGCCCACUACGCCACCUGUGACUCGCCUGCUGACCAUGCCGGCUUCCUCCGCAAGCGGGUGGAGCGGCACCACCACCAUGCCCACCACCACAACACCUCCUACCAGCGCCGCUGGUUUGUCCUUAAGGGCAACCUCCUCUUCUACUUCGAGGAGCGGGAGAGCCGGGAGCCCGUGGGGCUGGUGGUGCUGGAGGGCUGCACCGUGGAGCUGUGCGAGGCCGCCGAGGAGUUCGCCUUUGCCAUCCGCUUUGAUGAUGCCGGCGCCAGGGCUUACGUGCUGGUGGCUGACGGGGGGGCUGCCACGGGGGAAGAGUGA
Charadrius vociferus (killdeer) is the source of this 339-nucleotide messenger RNA. RefSeq names its product family with sequence similarity 109, member B (gene PHETA2). Gene Ontology annotation, cellular component: recycling endosome; early endosome; trans-Golgi network. The transcript is spliced from 2 exons. Lineage: Eukaryota; Metazoa; Chordata; Aves; Charadriiformes; Charadriidae. Bases 1 to 339 code for a protein of 112 amino acids. Gene Ontology annotation, biological process: receptor recycling; endosome organization; retrograde transport, endosome to Golgi. The record is from RefSeq and is a predicted model, not a curated record.